Molecule: messenger RNA, 243 nt
Organism: Suillus paluster
Lineage: Eukaryota; Fungi; Basidiomycota; Agaricomycetes; Boletales; Suillaceae
Exons: 2
Coding region: 1-243 (80 amino acids)
Source: RefSeq, a predicted model, not a curated record
AUGAACUUGAAAUCUAUUGUCGUCCUCCUUACUGCUGUUGCCGCCCCUGCAGUUGCAGGUCCCCUUGGGUAUGCCAUCUGUCAGACAGGAUGCAAUAGUCUCGCUGUCGCUUGUUAUGGGGCUGCCGGAUUUACAAUGGGAGUGGCCCUCCCUGCAGUGCCUGCUGUUCUCGUUUCAUGUAAUGUAGGCCUGGGAACAUGUAUGGCGGCUUGUGCCGUAGUCGCGCUUUCACCCACUCUCUGA